Molecule: messenger RNA, 618 nt
Organism: Juglans regia (Persian walnut)
Lineage: Eukaryota; Viridiplantae; Streptophyta; Magnoliopsida; Fagales; Juglandaceae
Product: light-harvesting complex-like protein 3 isotype 1, chloroplastic
Exons: 4
Coding region: 1-618 (205 amino acids)
Source: RefSeq, a predicted model, not a curated record
AUGGCAGAACAGCAUUUGAAGUCUCCUUUGCACAUUGAUAAAUCAAAGAAUGCGAAAGAUGAAGUGGAGAAUGGAAUAGAACUAGAACAUUCUGCGCCGAGAUUUACAGAUGAGCGAUGGAAGCAUGGGACAUGGGAUCUAAACAUGAACUCGCUCUCUCUCGCAGAAAGAACAACCAUUUUUUCCGAGACCUUUUCUAUUGUUCCCUUAAUCUUAGCUCUAAAAGAAGCAAGGAGAAGGAAGUUUCUUGAAUUGUAUCCAGAAGCAUCAACAAACGAAGAACCAGUGCUAUUCCGGACUUCCAUCAUUCCUUGGUGGGCAUGGCUGAGUAGAUCUCAUAUCCCAGAAGCCGAGCUCCUCAAUGGGUUCUUCAUGGCAUACUUAGUAGAUGCAUUGACAGGGCUUGAUGUAGUAGGCCAAACUGGAAAUUUCAUAUGCAAGGCCGGACUCUUAGUGACGGUCAUCGGCGUGAUGCUCUUCAGGCGAACCCAAGACUUUGAGAAUCUGAAAAGGCUAGCCGAUGAGGCUACCUUCUAUGACAAGCAAUGGCAAGCAUCGUGGCAAGACAACAAGAGUGCAGCCACCGGUGCUUCGAAGCAAACUGGAAAGAACUCUUAG